AUGCACCGGUCCGAAGCGAGAUUACGGCUUGGCCUACUCAACGAGGAAGCUAAGAAUGUCAAGCCUUUAAAUGAUGUCAAAGCAGUGCAGAACGGCGCCAACUUUAUCGCCGAAUCAUUCCUCUUCACCGUCGCGAUUGGGCUGCUCGCUGGAGAGCAAUGGCGGUCUUCCCGGAAAGAGAAGAAUCGGCGGGACGAUGUCAAGGAACGUCUAGACGCGCUGGAGGAGGAGAAUAAGCAGUACAGGGAGGAGAGGGAAGGGGUGGGGACGUCAUAUCAGCAGGAGCUGGAAGCUCAGCGGGUGCAGUGA
Molecule: messenger RNA, 309 nt
Organism: Dioszegia hungarica
Lineage: Eukaryota; Fungi; Basidiomycota; Tremellomycetes; Tremellales; Bulleribasidiaceae
Exons: 2
Coding region: 1-309 (102 amino acids)
Biological process (GO): regulation of lipid metabolic process
Cellular component (GO): mitochondrion
Source: RefSeq, a predicted model, not a curated record